AUGGAUCUUAAUUUCAUUAGAACUGCAGAAGUUGUAGAUGUUGUUCGUAGAAUAAUUGCUGCUGCUCCAAGUUUGUGCGUCAUUGUUGAUGGAGACACCGGAGGUGGUGGCCCUCUUAAUGUUCAAAGGUUCAUCAAAGACUUGAUUGCAGCGGGUGCCAAGGAUCAAGUACAGCCAAAGAAAUGUGGUCAUAUGCGUGGUAAAAUGGUUGUACCAGCAGAGGAACAUGCACUUAAAACCGCAGUAGCAAGAGACGCUAUUGCCGAUUCUGAUUUUUUCUUAGUAGCAAGGACUGAUGCAACAGCACCCCAUGGCCUUCAAGAAGCUAUUCAGCGUGCUAACCUUUACAGAUUCAAGCUCUUUCUUUAA
This is a messenger RNA of Beta vulgaris subsp. vulgaris (sugar beet), 369 nucleotides long. RefSeq names its product petal death protein-like. Gene Ontology annotation, molecular function: catalytic activity. The coding region runs from base 1 to 369 and encodes 122 amino acids. The record is from RefSeq and is a predicted model, not a curated record. The transcript has 5 exons. NCBI's taxonomy places the organism in Eukaryota, Viridiplantae, Streptophyta, Magnoliopsida, Caryophyllales, Amaranthaceae.